This is a messenger RNA of Acanthochromis polyacanthus (spiny chromis), 3911 nucleotides long. RefSeq names its product neural proliferation, differentiation and control, 1a (gene npdc1a). NCBI's taxonomy places the organism in Eukaryota, Metazoa, Chordata, Actinopteri, Pomacentridae. The record is from RefSeq and is a predicted model, not a curated record. The transcript is spliced from 9 exons. Bases 223 to 1314 code for a protein of 363 amino acids. Gene Ontology annotation, cellular component: membrane.
CCGCUUAUCUUUAGCACCGCCGCGGAUUACAGUGCGCAGUGUGUGGACGGACCCGGCGCUACCUGCUCGGCUCUUACCUUUCCGCUAAAGCUUCCCUCGCAUAGCGAAACAAAAAACAAACAAACAAAAAAAACAGUACAUUAUACACGACGAAAGGUGAUGGGGGAAUGACAACAACACCCGUCCCCGUCUGCGGUUCUCCGUCCCCGACAAGACCGAAGGAUGCUGCUGCUGCCGCUCUCCAGCCCGCGGUACGGACGCCAGCGCCGGGCCUCGCUGCUGCUGCUCGCCGCGGUCCUGCUCUGCGUUGUCUCCGUCGGCGCUAGCCUCCCAGCUCACAGCAGGUGCCCCGGCCCUAUAGAAUGUGCGAAACAAAGACGCCACUUCUGCCAGCAUGGCUCUUCCCACUGUGGACGCUGCAUCUCCCCACUGAGGGAGAACGAGGAAGGACACUGCGUGCUGAUGAGGCACCGUCAGCACGGUAUGAAGGAGAAGACGCACACAAGCACACUCUCACGUGACCCGCACUCACGACACUCACAAACUGUGCUUUCAGGCAAAAUGACAUCCUACGCUGACUUGGAUGAAGAAAUCGAUUUCCUUGACUCUGUCAUUGAAAAACAGGAAGUGUCAGAGGUGAAAACACCAGAAAAGCAAUCCAAACAUCCUGCUGACAUCACCCCUCAGACAGAUGUUAAGAAUAGCAAGACAGUUGCCUCCAAACACCAACAGCAGAACCAGUUGAGGCUCUCAGCUGAAACCCAGCAGACCACCACUGCAGCCCCACGCCCUGUAGUUACUGCCCUCCCCAGCACCCCGACCCCCCAGCCCAGAGUUACAGGAACCGGGGGCCGAGGUGGGCCAGUAGCCGUGCCAACACCCAAGAACGACAGCAUCAUCGUCGUUAUUAUCUCGCUGUGUGUGGUGGUGGGCACCGUGGCAGUGAGCGUGGCUACCGUCUGUUUCAUCAAGUUGCAGAAGGAAUCACGUCUUGCAGAGAAGGUGGAUUACCCUGCCUUCGGAGGGGUAGGCGUGCCUCCUCCCCCAGCCAGCGGUACUGUGAUGGGAGAUAAAACUCUGGCCCAAAAUGCUCAAAUGUAUCACUAUCAGCAUCAAAAGCAGCAGAUGCUAUCAAUGGGAAACCACAAACCUGAACAGAAAGCCAACGACAACGAGGUCACAUCAGAUGAAGAAGAAGUGGGAGGAGACUUCACAGUUUAUGAGUGCCCCGGACUUGCACCAACUGGUGAGAUGGAAGUGAAGAACCCUCUGUUUGAUGACUCCACUAUACAUUAUCAGGGGAAUCACAAGUGAAUGCUGAACACUUUACAUACGCACACACACACACACACAGGCACACAAGCCAUUUCUCCUGUAAGAAACCUCUUGAUCUCACACUGCAUGCAUGGAAAUGAAGGAUUCUGACAGAGGAUGAGGCGAUCAAAUGAUUGUUUUCUCGUCCGUCCCUUUACUGUAUCGGCUUUUAUCAAACGUAUGUUGGAUUCCUCGUUAAUUUAUUUCCCUCACUGUUUUGAACCAACCCUGUCUUCUGUUUUUUUAAUGUAAGAUUCUGAGUCCUCCCGGAAACGCACCGAUAGGUGUUUGUCCUGUUUAAAUGUCAAACGCUAAAUUAAGAUUGCCUCUUCCGCCUUUGUUUCCGUCCUACAUUUCUGCAGCUGUUUCCAAAGAAUGUGUUACAAUAGCAGAAACAUGUACCACACAGACAAAUAUACAGUCACCUCCAAAAGUAUUGGAACAGCAAGUUCAAUUCCUUUGUUUUUGUUGUGUACUGAAGACAUUUGGGUUUCAGAUAAAAAGAUGAAUAUGACACAAAAGUUCAGAAUUCCAGCUUUUAUUUUGUAGAGUUUACAUCAAGAUGUGUUAAACAACCCAGGAAAGAUGACCUUUUCUUUGAGCCCACCCACUUUUCAAGUGAGCAAAAGUAUUGGAACAGACAUUAUUAAAUUAACUUAAAGUGAAUAACAUUUAAUAUUUGGUCACAUAACCUUUACUUGCAAUAACUGCAUCGAGCCUGCGACCCAUUGGCUUCACCAGGCUGUCAUUAGAAAUGCUGUUCCAGGCCUUUACUGCAGCCUCUUUCAGUUCUUGUUUGUUUCUGGCGGUUUCUCCCUUCAGUCUCCUCUUCAGGAGGUAAAAUGCAUGUUCUAUUGGAUUAUGGUCCAGUGAUUGACUUGGCCAGUCCAAGACCUUCCACUUUUUCCCCCUGAUGAAGUCCUUUGUUGUGUUGGCAGUGUGCUUUGGGUCGUUGUCUUGUUGCAUGAUGAAGCUUCUCCCGAUUAGUUUGGAUGCAUUUUUCUGUCUACCAUCAUGAGUUACAUCAUCAAUAAAGACUAGUGAGCCCGUUCCAGAAGCAGCCAUGCAAGCCCAAGCCAUGACACUACCUCCACCAUGUUUCACACAUGAGCUUGUAUGUUUUGGAUCAUAAGCAGAUCCUUUCUUUCUCCAUACUUUGGCCUUUCCAUCACUUUGGUAGAGGUUAAUCUUGGUCUCAUCAGUCUUAAAACUUUGUUCCAAAACCUUUGUGGCUGAUCUCUGUACUUCUUUGCAAAAUCCAAUCUGGCCUUCCGAUUCUUUUUGCUGAUGAGUGGUUUGCAUCUUGUGGUAUGGCCUCCUUCUCUCCAAGUCUUCUAACAGUGGAUUGUGACACUUUCACCCCUGCCCUGUGGAGGUUGGCAGUGAUGUCAGUGACUGUUGUUUUUGGGUUUUUCUUCACAGCUCUCACAAUGUUUCUGCCAUCAACUGCUGUUGUUACCCUGGGGUGAUCUGUUCGAUGUUUGUUGCUCAGUACACCAGUAGUUUCUUUCUUUUUCAGAACAUUCCAAACUGUUCUAGUGGCUGUGCCCAAUCUUUGUGCAGUAGCUCUGAUCGAUUUUCCCUCUUCUCUCAGCUUCAAAAUGGUUUGCUUUUCUCCCAUAGACAGCUCUCUCUGUUUGGUUAACAGAAAAUGCAGUUUUCACAGGUGAAAUCCAAAGCCAAAAACGAGAACUGUUUAAUGUCUCUGCAAUCGAUUUAAAAGGCAACACCUGGGCAACUAGAAACACCCAUCAGUCACAUGUUCCAAUACUUUCGCUCACUUGAAAAGUGGGUGGGCUCAAAGAAAAGGUAAUCUUUCCUGGGUUGUUUAACACAUCUUGAUGUAAAAACCCCGAAAUAAAAGCUGGAAUUCUGAACUUUUGUGUCAUAUUCAUCUUUUUAUCUGAAACCAAAAUGUCUUCAGUAUGCAACAAAAACAAAGGAAUUGAAUUUGCUGUUCCAAUACUUUUGGGGGUGACUGUAUGCGAGUUAAGCAAAAGUAGGUGCACUCCCUUGUUUUGUCAUGCAAAACUAGUGGCAAAACCACAUUCCUAACACAUGCCCACGGUCAGGAUCAGAAUCAUAUCCCUGUGAUACCUCUGUAAAAAAAACAUCCCCUAGACAAGGUUUAGCAUUAGAAGUUUUACCGCUGGUGUUGCUGAUUUUCUUUCUUGUCACAUAAGCUGCACUUAAAGAUUUUCAGAUUAUAGAAUAUACAGUAGAUAUAUUAAACAUAGAUGAAAAUGAAGUACUCGAUGAUGUCUGUUGCAUGGUUUGAUUGUACUGUGUUUGAAUCAUGGCGAUGCUUUGAUGAAUUAUCCCGCCUCCUGUAUAUAUGCAUCCUGUUGCUGCAGGAGGAAUGUCCAAGUGGCUUCUGAGCACUUGAAAUUUUGGAUUCGGGCUCUACAGACGGACACGUAGUUGGUAAAUGUCACUAUCUUGUAUCGUCCCUCUCUCCCAUCUGUCCUCUUACCGGCCCCAAGUUAACAUUGUGCUGAACAAUGUACAUACAAAGAGUGAUGGUGUUCACUUUUUAUAGAUAUUUGUACAUGCAAACUAAAGAUUGGAAUUAAAACUUUUUACUACAUGUGGAAAAA